AACUCAGCAUCCAGGGGGUUCGACGAGGUUUUUAAGCGGCGGGGAAUAUCUGGCAGAGCUGGAGGCCAAGCAGUAGGUCAAUACUCGGUAGAUUUAGACGAGGGAGAUGGCACAGAGAGAGGCUGGGUUCGACCACUGGGCCGACUACGUGACCCUUGCUAUAUACUUCUUGGUGGUUUUCUCCGUGGGGAUAUGGUCUAUUUUCAGAUCUAAAAGAAAUACGGUGUUCGAUUUCUUCCUUGCGGGUCGCAGUCUGCCUUGGUGGCCUAUUGGCCUGUCUAUCUUCGCCAGCAACAUUGGUAGCGAACAUUUCAUUGGCCAGGCUGGAACUGCAGCAGUCACAGGGGUCGCUGUGGUCGUUUUCGAGUGGAACGCUAUACCAUGUCUGCUUGCCCUGGGCUGGAUAUUCCUCCCUGUCUAUAUCGCUACUGGGGUAAGUAUCAUUACUUAG
Lingula anatina is the source of this 451-nucleotide messenger RNA. Its product is annotated as sodium/mannose cotransporter SLC5A10. Gene Ontology annotation, biological process: transmembrane transport. The record is from RefSeq and is a predicted model, not a curated record. NCBI's taxonomy places the organism in Eukaryota, Metazoa, Brachiopoda, Lingulata, Lingulida, Lingulidae. Gene Ontology annotation, molecular function: D-glucose:sodium symporter activity. Gene Ontology annotation, cellular component: plasma membrane.